UAAGAUCAUGUGGGACCGGGACGAUCUAUUUAUUAUUAUUAUACCUCUCUGUUACAAACAAACACAUGUUUAUCACGGAGAAGGAAAGAAGAGAUGGAGAUGAUGAUUCUCAAGAAACUGUUUAUAAUGGACAUGAUGAUGUUGCCUCCUUUAAAUGGAACAGGAGCAGCAGUGAUUGAUGAUCUAACAGACAUUGACAUCAAGCUACCAAUGCUAGUCUUUGUAUGGAGAUAGAAGCCGCUUGGUUAUGAGAUUGCUGGAGCCACCAAUUGCUUUGGUUAGGACCAGAGCAAUCACGUCAUUUAUUCUCAACCACAACACUGUCUUCUUUGAUGUUAGUAGUCUUGCAUCUUAUUUUGAGUGUUUGUGUUUGG
This is a messenger RNA of Arabidopsis lyrata subsp. lyrata, 374 nucleotides long. RefSeq lists its product as uncharacterized. NCBI's taxonomy places the organism in Eukaryota, Viridiplantae, Streptophyta, Magnoliopsida, Brassicales, Brassicaceae. The transcript has a single exon. The record is from RefSeq and is a predicted model, not a curated record. Bases 94 to 234 code for a protein of 46 amino acids.